Sitodiplosis mosellana (orange wheat blossom midge) is the source of this 4718-nucleotide messenger RNA. RefSeq names its product ras-related and estrogen-regulated growth inhibitor-like protein. Bases 521 to 1255 code for a protein of 244 amino acids. Gene Ontology annotation, molecular function: GTPase activity; GTP binding. The record is from RefSeq and is a predicted model, not a curated record. Lineage: Eukaryota; Metazoa; Arthropoda; Insecta; Diptera; Cecidomyiidae. The transcript has 5 exons.
AACUCAGUCGUUAGUUAGAGCUCGUAUUGAAUUUAUCUCUACUAGAAAACGAAAUAAACAAAAUAUUUUUAAAAAAUUUCGAAUUUGUUUUCUACAGUUUGUAUAAGGUACGAGAUUCACAUCCGUUUCACGGCAAAUUGUUUUGAACGAGUGAAUAGAAGUAGCUAGCCAAUUUAUCAAUCUAAAUCAAUAGAAUUUAUCAGUUCAGUGACAAGUUUGGAAUUAUUUUAUUGCAUUUUUAAUGGUUAAAAUGAUGAGUAAAUUAAUGAUUUGUUGAAAAUGUAAGAGCCAUACAAAAAGGACAAAUAAGUUAAAAGUUCGAAUCAGUGCAAUUGAAUUGACAUUUAAAGUAAAAAAAAAUACAACGAACAGUUGAAAAAAUUAAUCAAACGGACAAUUUGCUACAUACGAAAAAAAAAGAGGAGUGUAAAGGUUUGCACACAAAUCAGCUGGGACUGCACAGUAUCACCGGCAAUUUUAUUCAACCGUCUAUCGUUCAACUGAACUACAUUUCAUUUUAAUGGUGACAAGUGGCCGCUUGAGACUUAAGAUCACAAUGAAAGCAGAAGAUAAGAAUCCACUACAGCGCGUGCGGAUUGCAGUUUUAGGAAAUGUUAAUGUUGGCAAAUCGGCAUUAACCGUGCGUUAUUUGACGCGACGCUACAUUGGUGAAUAUCGAUCGAAAACCGAUUUGCUGUAUCGCCAGACGAUUUCACUAGAUAGUGGCAUGCUCGAUGUGGAAAUCGUCGACGUAUCGGCCGAAACAGACAAUGAAUUUCCCAUUGAACAGAUUCAAUGGGCUGACUCAUGUCUGAUCGUAUACAGUAUUACAGACCGUGAAAGUUUUAAAUAUGCAACCAGAGCAUUGGGCAACCUCAAAUCAUUACAAAACGGACCAUCUGCCUAUUUGAUUGCAAACAAAGCUGAUUUAGAUCAUUUAAGAGAGGUGAGCGAGAGUGAAGGUGCAUCACUGGCUGCUUCGCAUCAUAUUGGCUUUUGUGAGGUUUCCGUCGCCGACAACACACCCAGUCUAUACAAAGCAUUCGAACGUCUGCUGAACGACUCAAAAGGGCGACCGGUUAAACAGCAACGGAAAUUUUCCGUCAGUAAAAUGAUAGGUACACUGAUUGGAACAAACGACACAAAAGCAACGGCACAAACUAGCGGCACAAUGGUACCUUGCUGUAAAGGUGAACUACAUAAAACACGGGUACUGAAACGACGCCAAGGAUUCAUUGCGACAGCUUCACUAUGACCACUACCGAAUGCAACGGAAUGCGGCAAAUAAAUCGAAUCCGUUUUGUGAUUGUCAUCCAUGUUGGAUGCCAUGUUGGAUGAAUGUAACUCUCACUCUCUGUCUGUCUGUAUGUGCACAAUAACCUUCUUGUCUGCGGCAGAGCUUGAGCACGAAGAUUUGGAGUCAAUGGAUCUUAGCGAAUUUCGCGAAUGGUAACACAUUUUCUGUGCUUGAACAAACAAAAAGCUUUCAACCCGUUUACCCGGUGUUCGGUUGUGCACACAUCGCGACACAAGUCUGUGUAUGUUAACAGCAGCAGCAGCAACAGCGGCUGCUAAUAAAUACAUCUCAGCCAAAAACGUUUUCAAAACAUGUGAGCAUCGGCCUAUUGUUGUAGAUAAUAAGUGAUAAUUUAAUUUUUUGUACAUCGAAUCUCUCUCUCUCCUUCUCUCCUCCUCCCUUCCACAUUUUGGGGUUUCGUAAACAAAUUUCUUAGUCACACAAGUGUUUAUGUGCAACGUGUUUUAUUCAGCAAUUUGUAAGAAAUGUGCAACGCAAUCGAGUUUGCAUUUGUUGAAGCAUUAUGUGCGGAUUUGUAGCGUACUAAGUGAUGGAUCACAUUUUCUUGGCAAAUGGUUUGGCGUGACUGACUCGUUACUCUCUUUCGCCGAGACUCGCUUGCAAUGCAAAUUAUUUGAAAAAUUGUGCGUGCUCCGAAUGUGAAAUUUGUGAAAAUAGUAACAAAAGAGGCACAUGCAAAUCCCAUAGUUGAAUAUUCAAAUUAUGUUUUUAGAGCACGAGCAUUAACCGCAAACGCACCCAAUUUCAUCAGUGGAAUUCGUUUUUUUUUCGUUUGCUUUCGUGCUAUCUCUUUCGCUAUUUUUUCUCGUUUGAAAAUACGGUCAUUUGUUUAAACGCAUUCAAGAGUCUACAAAGAACAUUCAUACCAAACGUCGUUUCUAUUUUUCGUUUAUUUUCUAUUUUGUUCUGAGUGUAUGUCUGCUUUAUUGGCCUCGCACGGAUCACACUUGAUGUGUGUUCAUGUUUCACGAUGGAUAUUUAUACUUUUUUGUUUGCCACCAAAUGAGUUUUGAGAGCGACGCAAGCCGUGUACAAUAAGCGGCAUCCUAUUAAGUGGAAUUUCGGUUCUCGAAUUAUGACAGAGAGAAGCGAUUAGAGAAUGCGCGAUGCUAGAGCAAAACAGCGCGCCGGAAUCCGUGACAAAAAUGCUGUGUAAAAUAGACUACGUCGCGGCGCCAAUCAAUCGAGGCGUGUUUGCUGUAUAAGAGCAUAAUAUGCGAUUUAUGAAUAAGCGCAAUAACUGCCAUCGAGAAAAAACAGCGAUGCGCUACAUUGAGAAUCAGGAAUUUCGGGUUUUUUUUUGUUUUCCUGUGUAAAAUAUAUCUCGUUAAAACCACUUUAAGUGGCGAUCGAGCUACGAUUUUUGUUUGUUUCCCUUUGAAAAGUGACUUUACGAUUUUUUUCCUGAUUCAUCAUUUUCAUAAUUUGGCAAAAUAAUAAUAAAUGAUUCUCGCCUGUGGCCAGCACUUUUGUGAAACACACGGAAUACGAAGCGGUUUUUGGCGUCGUAGUCACUUCCCCGUAAUUGAGUAACCAGAUAUCAAGUCAGAUCGUUUGCUUCGUUGAACUGACAACGCACACACUGCACGGGCAAAAGCACAAACAUUAAACAAAAUAUGAUUGGGUCAAUAAAUUCCACGAUGAAAGAAUGUUGAAAUGCCGAUGAAUGUGUUUCAUUUUGUGACACAAAUUGCAUAUCAUCCGGUCGCACUGUCGCCGUAUCGGAUUUUCCGCGUUCAUCGUCCUAGAUUUUAUUACCAUUUUUUCUUUAUUUUGACUGUGCUCGAAAGCGUUGCCAUGGUUUGAUUGAAUAGACACACAUUGAUACACACAGAGCGCAACAUUCAAAGAAAUUUGUCAUGAAACAACCAUAAAGAAUUUACACAUCACUUCAUAGUUCAUACUUGGGUCUAAGCAUCACACUGUUGUUGAAAAACAAAAGAGAGAGGGAGAGAAUUAUCACACAUUUUGUGCUCAAAACAAAUAAGGUUUCGGCUUCUGUUCUUUCAUGAGAGAAAGAAAUGGCUGUGAAAUAAAAAUUGAACCUUUUUUUUAGAUAUUAAAUUAAAACGAAAAUUCUUUCGAAUACAUGAAAAUUUUUAGUUGUUUUUAGGACAUUAGAAGUUCGGUGCAAAAGUGUUGUUUUUGAAGAUGAAAAGGAAUUGUUUUUCUUUUUGCUUCAAAACGGAAAACAACCGAACAUUUUCAAUUGUCAUUUGAUACAUAGAUUUUGUUAAGCCAAUUUUUUUAUAGAAAAAAAAAACACACACGAAGAACCAACUGAAUAUGAUAUGUUGGAUAUGAAACAUUAAUGAAUUUAUUAAAUUAAUAAAUUUCGAUUAAGGAGAGUCGUAGUUAGCAACAAGUGCUUGUUAGAUAUCGUUUUUUGAUAUAUUCGAGUAGAAAUGGUUUGAAUACAAUUCGUCCACGGCAUUUAACAAUUCAAAAACCAAAUUGAAAUAGAUACAAACACAACAUACACAUAGACACACAUCAAACUAUUAUUCAACUAAAAAGUGGAAAAAUGAAAUGCAUAAAUGUAAAAUUCAAUGUUUUAUCAAUGUGGUCUCAAAACAUAUUCAAUAAUUAAUGUUCCAAUAAAUAAUCAUAAUCAACAAUUUAACGCAUUACCUGUCACAUUUCAAAAGACAAUCAAAAACACCUUUCUAUCGUUCUAACUCUAAACGGUUUCAUUAGUCGCUUAAGAUUAGUAUAAACAUAGAACAACAUCUGCCACCGCCGUUUCAAGCAACAUGAACAUGUUGAGAAAAAAAAAACUAUCCGAAUCACAUUCGAUGUGUUUGAUACUUGUGAAUGGUGGCCGAAGUGGUAAUGUUUAUAUUAAAAUAUUUCGUAUAUAUACCAUAUAUGGUCUUAUGUGUACCAAUUUAUCGAUUUGACUAAAAUUAUGUGAACACAUCACGUUUUCUCAAAUGGCAUUGCUAAAAUGCAACCAAAGUUUUCACUCUCGACAAAUCUAAACGAAAAUCAAGAUCAUUUGAGCAAUUCGUGCAUCAAGUAUAAAUAAUAUUGAACGAUGUGUUUUAUUUUUAGUGUUUUGAAGUAAUGCAAAGCGGAGUUGGUGUUUUUGUUUGUGCUUUAAAUGAACUGUAGUUUCAGUCAGAUAACGAAUACCACACAAUUAAAAAACUUUGGAUGUAGACAACGAAACAUUUGGAAUUUCGCACUUGUAUCGAAUAUUAUUUCGUCUGCAGUUCGAAUGUUUCAAAAUGGACGAAUUGAAUUAAGUCACCUGAAAAUGAUACAAAACAAACCAAGUAGUUUAUUACUUAGUGAUAGAAAUUGAAAACAAACCAAUUAAUAAUAGCUUGUCAUAGAUUCUAAUGGAACUCUGAUGAAAAUAAUUGUAAUAAACAUAUUUUAAUAUUUGUUAAAUGUA